AACAAAAAAAAACAAAUAGAACGAGAAGAAGACGGCUGUUGGAGUCUGGACUCUGGACUCUGGAAGGAAGAAGAGAAGAAAAUUGAAUGACUUGAGGGAAAACAAGAAAAAAAAAAAAAAAAAAAACAAACAGAGAAGGGGGAGAAUGAAGAAGCUAAGAUGGGCAAUGGAUGGAGGAUUUUGGGAGCUGGACGUUUCCACACCCUUAACCCUGGAAGGAGAGGCUCGAGCGGUGCCUGGAGACCCUCUUCCACUUGGUUUAUGCAGAGGCACAAAGCUCUCGAGGACCAAGCAGAUCCAUUUCUUCCAGCGCUUUAUGGCUUCUCCCUUUGUACCGUCUUAUUCUCCUUCCACUCGUGGACAUGGCUUCUCUUUCCAAAGCGUUCUCCCUAUCCCCACCUUCAGUCAAAAUUGGUUUGGCACAUUGCUGGGUCAAUUCAAUUUGCAAAAGUUUUUGUCCUCUCUUAAUGAGAGCUCCAAUUUGCAAUCAUCACUCUCUUCUCGUCUCCAAACCAUUUGUCGACGUCUUCGUGACAAAUCAUUAUACGCAGUCGGUUUCUGCUCAGAGCUCUACGUCACUCCCGAUGACACGCUUCUCUUUAGCUUUGACACUUACGGUGAUAAUAGGUCAACCCGUAAGAAAGCAGUCCUUCAUCACAAGUUCCCCAAUCACAACCUAACCUUGGAGGCUGUUUCCCCUGGACUUUUUGCCGACAACUCUGGCAACUACUGGGAUGUUCCUUUCUCAAUGGCCAUUGACCUCGCCUCCGUCACUUCUUCUGACUCGGGUCCCAGUUUCCGCUUGUGUGUGCAUCAUAACUCAGGGUCGCCAAAGCCGUUUCAAAGUGAUCAGACGUCGGCAGUUCCUGCUGCUCUGCUCCCUGGUUCCUCUGUCAAAAGUGCCUUUUCUUUUAAGAAAAGUAUUGAUAUCUGGAGAAGCAAUGCUCAAAAGUUGAAGAUGGUGCAACCAUAUGAUCUGUUUCUUUCAAAUCCCCAUAUUUCAGCAUCUGGGAUAAUUGGUGCAACUGUGACAACCUAUAUCGGAGAUAAUUCAGUUAGGUCACAAGAAGUAGAUGAUUCUCUAGAUUUUAAAGGUUUAUGUAUUCGUGCACCUGAAGUAAAAUCUGCCUUGUUGGGUGAUAUAUUUUCAUCUGUUGCAUUUACGGCUCAGUAUGGGAACUUCCAACGACCGUUUCUAGAUCUUACUCGAUUUCAUGUUUGCUUGGAUUUUCCUUCUGGGUCCAAAUUUCUUUCGGGCGCUGCAAAAGUAGCACAAGAUUUUUUCAAUUCCCAACAGCCAUCCAUGGGAACAGUUAAAGCGAUUUGCCCAAAUGCCCUGGUUUCCUUCCAACAGCAGAUUGCUGGACCUUUCAGCUUAAGAGUUGAUUCUGGAGUUGUAAUUGAUUGGAAGAAAACAGAUUGGCAUAUGCGUGUUCAUGAUCCAGUGUUUGCCGUGGAGUAUGCGUUGCAGGUCCUUGGUUCAGCAAAGGCUAUUGCUUGGUUUUCCCCAAAACAAAAAGAAUUUAUGGUAGAACUUCGCUUCUUUGAGACAUAAAAAUUCUGCAUGUUUAGACAUUUUUUUUUUAAUUUCAGUAAGGAGGUACCUUUUGUUCCUGAAUAGUUGUAAUAGAAGUUUAUGCAAUUGCAAAAAUGGGUAUGGACAUUCAGCCUUCCAUGACAGGGAAGAAAAAUACAAAUUUACUGCUUGAAAUAGAUUUUAUGGAUG
Messenger RNA from Jatropha curcas, 1726 nucleotides. It is a transcript of the gene PDE320, whose product is annotated as pigment defective 320. Lineage: Eukaryota; Viridiplantae; Streptophyta; Magnoliopsida; Malpighiales; Euphorbiaceae. Gene Ontology annotation, cellular component: chloroplast envelope. The record is from RefSeq and is a predicted model, not a curated record. Gene Ontology annotation, molecular function: phosphatidic acid binding. Gene Ontology annotation, biological process: acylglycerol transport; ER to chloroplast lipid transport.